Aphanomyces astaci is the source of this 1053-nucleotide messenger RNA. RefSeq lists its product as hypothetical. The record is from RefSeq and is a predicted model, not a curated record. Lineage: Eukaryota; Oomycota; Saprolegniomycetes; Saprolegniales; Verrucalvaceae. The transcript has 9 exons. Bases 57 to 851 code for a protein of 264 amino acids. Gene Ontology annotation, molecular function: GTPase activity.
CUCGCUUCCACCAACAUCACCAUCUUGAAGCGGCAACAAACAAUCAAUCCAUCGCCAUGCGAAGCUGCCAGAUCGUCAUGGGCCCUGCUGGGACAGGAAAGUCCACGUACUGCAAGAACAUGCACGAGUUUUGCGCCGCGAGUGGGCGAUUGACGUAUGUGGUCAACCUGGACCCAGCGGCGGACCACUUUGAGUACCCUGUCGCGUUCGACAUUCGCGAUUUGAUCUCCCUCGAAGACGUGAUGGAAGAACUGGGGUACGGUCCCAACGGUGGGCUUGUCUAUUGCAUGGAGUACUUGAUUCAGAACCUCGACUGGCUGCAGGAUCUGCUGCUCGAGUACAGCGACGACGACUACUUCAUCUUUGAUUGCCCAGGUCAAAUCGAAUUGUAUUCGCAUUUGCCAGUGAUGAAGCAUCUGUGCACGGCGCUCCAAGAGUGGGGAUUCUCCAUUUGUGGGGUUUACUUGAUCGACUCGUUGUUCAUAUCCGACCCGGCCAAGUUCAUUUCGGGCAUUCUGUGCUCGUUGUCGGCCAUGGUUCAGCUCGAACUCCCGCACGUCAACGUACUCACGAAAUGCGACUUGGUGGACGAACAAGAGCUGGAAAAGUACCUGGACCCGUCCUCGGGGUAUUUGCUUGAGACGCUCUCGAGUGCCACCACCGACAAGUGGCAGCCCCUCAGUCGCGCCGUAUGCAAUGUCAUCAACGACUACAGCAUGGUCGCGUUUGUCCCGAUGAACAUUCAAGAUGAAGAAAGCAUUGAAAUGGUGCUGCAUCAUAUUGACCACGCCAUCAACUAUGGCGAAGACAUCGAGCCCAAGGAACCCAAGGACGAAAACUCGGACGACUAAAUCGCAUCCAUGUGAUCCUAAUCAAGCAAAACUAGACUGUUGGACACGGCCCAUCUCACUUGGCUGUGCUCUCUCUCAAUUUGGUCCCGAGAAUAGCAGAUAUAACUUCGAUUUGCACGUUUCAAUUGUGCAAAAGCGAGGGGGUUGCAUAAACGACCUCCCUAUAAUUACAUUCUGUAACGAAACGUGACAUCCUACAGGA